AUGCACUUCCUCCCCCUCCUCCGUGGCCACCACCACCACCUCUUCUUCCAGCAGCGCCGCGCCCUCUACGACUCCGUAGCCUCCAUAAAAUGCGUCCGGGACCGGGGCCUAGACCACGCAGUAGAACGGGAAAGGCACCUCAAACCCGUUAUCAACCUCAAAAACCUUAUAAUUUCCGAGCCCUCAAAGUCACUUCCACUCUCCAUAAUCGCCCAAUCCGAAGAAGCACUCCAAAUCCCUUUUCGAUCGAUUGAGUUUAUCCGAAAAUACCCCUCAAUUUUUCAAGAAUUUCAUCCGGGAAACCUUAAUAUCCACCCCCACAUCAAACUCACUCCAGCAACCCUCGCUUUGAAUUCUGAAGAAAAUUUACUGUACCAAAGUGUUAAUUACAAGCAAGAAAUCGCGGGACGUCUAUUGAAGUUGUUGAUGUUAUGUAGAGUAUAUAAAUUACCGAUUAGUUUGUUGGAAAGGCUGAAAUGGGAACUGGGUUUGCCUGGGGACUACGAGAAAUUUGUAAUUCCCGAGUUCCCGGAUUAUUUUCGGGUGAUUAGUGGGAAUAGUUUUGAAAAUGGAAAGAUGCUUGAGUUGGUUUGUUGGAAUGAUAAGCUUGCAGUUUCAGAGAUGGAAAGGAAGGCAGUGAAAAAUGGGAAGAAUGAAUUCUGUUUAAAGCAUUCAAAUGGGUUUGAGAUGGAUAAGAAGUAUAAGAAGUGGGUAGAUGAGUGGCAGAAGUUGCCAUAUGUAUCGCCAUACGAGAAUGCAAUGCAUUUGGUGGCAAAAAGUGAUGAGGCGGACAAGUGGGCGGUGGCGGUGUUGCAUGAAGUGCUUAGUCUUUUUGUUGGGAAGAAGGCAGAGAAGGAGAAUUUGCUUUAUUUGGGGGAGUUUUUAGGGUUGAGAUCGAGGUUUAAGAGUACCUUACUGCAUCAUCCAGGCAUUUUCUAUGUGUCGAGUAAGAUCAGGACACAUACAGUUGUUUUGAAGGAGGCGUAUAAGAGGGGAAUGUUGAUUGAGAGGCAUCCUUUGAUGCAAUUAAGGUUUAAGUAUGCUCACUUGAUGAACGCUAUGAAAGAGGAGAACAAAACCAAAAUUGAUCAGCAAAAAACUGGUAGUGAUUUGAAGAGUGGUGAAGGGGAAGUUGAGGGUGAUGAAAGUGGGGAGGAAGAAAAUGAAGAGAUAUGUGACUUAUCUGAUGAUUACGAGGAGGAGGAGGAGGAGGAGGAGGCUGAGAGUGCAAAUAAGAGAGGAAGGUCGAGUCGGAUGGCUGCGAAAUUUGGAGAGGACAACGGUAAAAGGGGUGUGGUAAGGAGGCUAGACGGAAGAAAUUCCGGAGGAACUGUCGGUAGAAGUUCAACUAGAUUCUCUGGAAGAACAAAUAAUCGUGAUGAUCGGGUUUCCCCUAGAAGAUCCCCAAAAAGAUUAGAUUUAUCAGGAAAUAGGGCGAGGUCUAAAAGAGAAAGGAGGACUCCCACAUAG
Messenger RNA from Fraxinus pennsylvanica, 1470 nucleotides. The record is from the annotation of a GenBank genome assembly. NCBI's taxonomy places the organism in Eukaryota, Viridiplantae, Streptophyta, Magnoliopsida, Lamiales, Oleaceae.